AUGCAUGGGGAAUGGCAAGAAUUCAAGACUCCUGCAGGUAAGAAGUACUACUACAAUAAGAAAACGAAACAGUCUCAAUGGGAAAAACCUAAUUUAAAAAAAAAUUCUAACCUAGAGAGCAAUGCGAAAGCAUCCCAGAUAGAGAGAAAGCCAACAUUUACGCUAGAACUGAUUAAUGGCUGGUACUUAAUAAUAUGCAACGAUGGUACGAAACUCUACUUUAAUAAUGACUCUAAGGUCUUCAAAAACGACAUCGGCCAAGAAAGUGACGGUAACUGUGGUGCAUUGAUCGAGUCAUUAGACAAGGAGAAAUUGGUUCUCUUGAUUGGCGUUGCCAGAGGUUACGCUAUGCGGGAGGAGGACAUUGACAAUAUCUUCGAAUCUUUGAACGAAGAGAUUGACCUAUUUAAAAGAAAUCAAGAUGGAGUGGAGAGAAAAAGUGAGAUAAGCGAAGAGGCGGGUGACGUACAACAUCCAUUACAGGAAAGCCACACUGGGCUAGUCAGCGGGUAUGGUUCAUCCUCAGAAGAAGAAGAUGAAGAACAAAUCCCAAACCAAGAUGCUAGCAUAAUUGAUGAUCUGAAUCAUAUUGAUACCGACGACAUUGACGAGCGCAAUCUGUUCUUCCAGUUAUUCCAUAGGUAUAAACUUGACAAGUUCUCCACGUGGUCACUGCAAAGCAAGAAAAUCGAAAACGAUCCCGAUUUUUACAAGAUCAGAGAUGACGCUGUUCGUGAAGGCCUUUUCGAGGAGUGGUGCGGCGAGCACAGUUCCAAUGCCAGUGCUAAGGAAAGCGACAGCGAAGAUGAUAGCGAAGACGAUAGUGAUGUACUAGAGCCAACAAAAUACCACUAUCUGGCACAAAUCGUUGCCAAUGCGGGAAAAAUCGCGCCCGACACCAUCACACAAGAUAUCAGGAAACAACAAAAGGCGUUAUACAAGGCGUACAAAAUCAAGGAGUAUGUACCAUCGAAGCGCGAGCAAGACAAGUUCGUGUCACAACUGCUGUUUUAUUAUAAGACAUUCAACUUACAACAGCGAAGAGAGAUAUUUUGGGAUUGUCUGCGGGAUCACGAACGUGACUUUACGGGAACAAUCGAAUUGCUACGUCAGGACAAAGAGCUUAUCAGCCGAUGGCUGGCACUCUUAAAUGCUCCCGCCGACAGUAGUAGUGUGGAGGAUGUAUUGUUGACCAUUGAGCACCGGUGUUGUGUGGGUCCAAUAGUGUUGACGGAACCACGCUACUACGUUGUGGGCAUCAUGGAUAAGACCACGGUUUGGGUGCGGUGGCUAGCCGCCGAGGGAGGGCCGCCCGGCCGGUUUACCCCAGCGGGCGCGGGGAACUCGCCGAUAAAUCCGGAAUGA
Molecule: messenger RNA, 1365 nt
Organism: Saccharomyces paradoxus
Lineage: Eukaryota; Fungi; Ascomycota; Saccharomycetes; Saccharomycetales; Saccharomycetaceae
Gene: URN1
Product: Urn1p
Exons: 1
Coding region: 1-1365 (454 amino acids)
Biological process (GO): mRNA cis splicing, via spliceosome
Cellular component (GO): U1 snRNP; U2-type prespliceosome
Molecular function (GO): protein binding; RNA binding
Source: RefSeq, a predicted model, not a curated record